This is a messenger RNA of Effrenium voratum, 1407 nucleotides long. The record is from the annotation of a GenBank genome assembly. NCBI's taxonomy places the organism in Eukaryota, Dinophyceae, Suessiales, Symbiodiniaceae.
AUGGCCGCUGAAGAUGUGCGGCUCAAAGAUUUGCUGCCGGACCGCGAGGAGGUGAUCGCCUUUGCCUUGAACCACUCCGGGGAGGCUCUGAUCCUAUCCGUCUUUCUGCUGGUAGUUGGCUUCGAGAAGGACGUCAUGGCCAGUCUGCAACUGGGCGCCUGUCUGGUGCUCUUGCUGCUGUCCCCUGGCUCCGUCGAGAAGACCGCUCGGCCCAGCCAAGUCUUCACCGCCAGCGCAGGCGCUGCCUUGCUGCUCCAACUGGUGGGGAUGGCGGACUUGCGAUGGAUCGACAACAAGAUCCUUCGCUACUUUGGCCUUGCCUUCGAUGCGGGGAUUGUGUGCCGACAGCUCUUCAUCAUCAUUUUGGCGAAGAUCGACGAUCUGCUGCACUCCCUGUCCCACGCCGAAGCUGCGGACGAGCUGGAGAUGACCGACCUGGGGCCCGAACAGCCUGCAGGAACCGAAGGAACCGAAGGAGAACUCCCAGCUGCCUGGCAGCGUGCCCUGAGGCCGCAGGUGGACCCCGUGACGGAGGCGCGCGACCUGCUGCUAGGGGCCCCGCAGAUGGCAGCGGUGGCCAUCGUCUUCGUAGCUUCCAUGAUGGAUACGGUCUGGUGCUUGCCGUCCUUGCUGACGGUUGGGGCCUUCUACAUUAGUGGGGACAUGGUUUUGCCUCCUCAGCCAGGGGAUAAGCUGCCGGAGCGUGCCAAGAUGUGGAUGAAGGUGAUGAGUAGCUCCCUCUUCUUCGGCAUGUGUGGGGAGCUGGGCGCAGUUCUGUGGCUGCCACCCUUGCCAGGCCUGCCGCCGAAACCCCGUCCCUUCGACAUUGGGUCGUGGGACAUGUGCAGAUUCUACGACCCCUGGAGCCCAGAACUGGAGCGGAAUCUGGACGGGGUACCCUGCAUCCCCGGCACAGAGGACUGUGUCUCGCAGAGGGAGCGCUGCGGGCGAGAUGUGCAGAACUGGCUAUGCCUUGCCAGUGGCCUUCGCGUGCAGGAGUUCUUGGUCUUUUUCGUGAUGUGCUGGAGCUUGCGGAGGGAGAACCUGCCACAAACGGAGCGGCCCAGGUGGGUGCGACGCACCAUGGCCUUUGUCUCCACACACCUGCUGGAGCCCAUGGACAGGAGGACUACCAUGAUGAACCGGGAGUCUAAGCUGAAGCUGCUGCUGAUGCUUUUGGCAACCUUGCUCACCUGGCUCGCUAUGUGCGCAGCAUUCCUGACACAGCGCCAAGACAACAUCGUUGCGCUAGGGUACCUUUGGCUGGGACUGGUGUCUACCAGCUCGGUGAGCAAUGCCACCCUGUACUCGGACCCGGUGCGGGCGGUGCUGUGGCCCGCCCGCGCCGUGGGCGCCUUCAGCUUCGGGAUGGUCCUGGCCUCCGCGGUUAUGAUGAACCCCUUUUAG